GUGAUGACGAUUUGUGGGCGGGUAUUUCGCGCGCCAGUCCUCCAGUAUUUUUGUUACCACAAUAGUUAGCCAGCAAGCUGUUCACAUUUUGCUUGCUGAUGCCUCACAGAAUGGCGAAAUGUAUCCCAGACUAAAUGGUAUGUAUGGGAAAUAUGGAUUGGGAACAAUUGGAGCUCAACCCAAGGAUUAUAGCAGCCGUAAAGAAAGCUAAUGUGAAAUCAGCGAGGGAGAUUCUCAGUCUCUCGGGUCCGGAUCUACAACGACUCACCCACCUGUCAAAGUCAGACGUGCAACACCUGCACAUAGCUGUUGCUGUCUCUUACCGCAGACAUUCGCCUGUAACAGCCUUACAAGUGCACCGUGGAGAGUGUCCCUCUUUGGAACCUGGGCACAAGCUAAGUUUGGCUUGCCCCGUUCUGGACGCUCUACUGCGAGGUGGUGUACCGUUGAGCGGCAUCACAGAACUGGCAGGGGAGAGCAGUGCAGGAAAGACCCAGUUUGGCUUGCAGCUGUGUCUUUCUGUGCAGUACCCACUGGCRUAUGGAGGGCUCAAUUCAGGAGCUGUGUAUAUUUGCACAGAAGACUCGUUUCCCAUCAAGCGUCUGCGGCAGCUCAUUACCCAGCAGGCUCGGCUGCGGCCAGAGCUUCCCCAGGAUUUGAUACGGAGCAUCCGUUUCAGCGACAACAUCUAUAUAGAGCAUGCUGCCGAUCUGGGUGCACUGCAGGCCUGCGUGUCCCAGCGGGUGCCCAUUCUGCUCUCCCGGGGCCUUGUUCGGCUGGUGGUGGUGGACUCAGUGGCGGCCCUGUUCCGCAGCGAGUUCCAGGCGGACGAGGGCAUCGAGAGAGCCCGCCACAUGCUGGCCUUUGCCGCCACUCUCCACCGCCUGAGUCACAACUACAGUACCCCGGUGCUGUGCAUCAACCAGGUGACAGAUGUAAUGGAUGGGCCAGAUCCAGCACACUGUAACUUUGGGUUGGUGGACAAUAAGGUGCUGCCCGCCCUGGGCAUGGCCUGGGCCAACCAGGUGAUGGUGAGGCUGAUGCUGCUCCGCCUCCCAGGCUGUGUGGGCAUCGGGGAGCAGGGCGGUACCAGCGCCCCUCGCAGGCUGGAGGUGGUGUUCGCCCCUCACCUCCCCAGAGCCAGCUGCCUGUGUGGUGUGUGGGAGGAAGGAGUGAGAGGGCUGCCAAACAGACCCCGGUCCGUCACCAAGAGACUUGAAACCACAGGCGAAUUGGGCCUGAACGAUGGUACCUAAAUCCAACAGACUUUUACAGUUGCAGGAUACAGAAAAGUGUUUUUGCAAUAGCACUAUUGCAAAAACUAACUCUUUAUCCACAAUGUGCGUGUGUGUACGGCUGUGUGUCUUUGUAUGUCACUGUGUGUGUCCUGCAAAAAAAAGUUAUUUUUAUAUGGCUCAAUAACUGGAAGUCUAUGGGAACAGCUAGCAUAUCAUUGUGCGAGCACUAGCAGCAAUAGAAACCCCCUUACCCUUGCCACCACUGCUGGGGGAAAAAUCCUAGGGGGAUCUCUCCUGUGAUCUAUCUACUUUGACAAAUAAAUCAUAUUUUAUUCAGUA
This is a messenger RNA of Salvelinus sp. IW2-2015, 1577 nucleotides long. RefSeq names its product X-ray repair complementing defective repair in Chinese hamster cells 3 (gene xrcc3). Gene Ontology annotation, cellular component: replication fork; Rad51C-XRCC3 complex. Gene Ontology annotation, molecular function: ATP-dependent DNA damage sensor activity; four-way junction DNA binding; ATP binding. NCBI's taxonomy places the organism in Eukaryota, Metazoa, Chordata, Actinopteri, Salmoniformes, Salmonidae. The record is from RefSeq and is a predicted model, not a curated record. Gene Ontology annotation, biological process: resolution of mitotic recombination intermediates; t-circle formation; telomere maintenance via recombination.